Molecule: messenger RNA, 1299 nt
Organism: Cajanus cajan (pigeon pea)
Lineage: Eukaryota; Viridiplantae; Streptophyta; Magnoliopsida; Fabales; Fabaceae
Product: cell division control protein 2 homolog D
Biological process (GO): protein phosphorylation; regulation of G2/M transition of mitotic cell cycle; signal transduction
Cellular component (GO): nucleus; cyclin-dependent protein kinase holoenzyme complex; cytoplasm
Molecular function (GO): cyclin-dependent protein serine/threonine kinase activity; ATP binding; cyclin binding
Source: RefSeq, a predicted model, not a curated record
UUGAAGAGUGAGAUGAUUCAUUUCAUCUGAUUUUGAAUUGAGAAAACAGAGAUGGAGGAGACGGGAGUACUAUCGGCGAAAGAGGCAUUUGAGAAGCUUGAGAAGGUGGGAGAAGGGACAUACGGGAAGGUGUACAGAGCAAGAGAGAAGGCCACUGGGAGGAUCGUCGCACUCAAGAAGACUCGCCUCCACGAGGACGAAGAAGGUGUCCCUCCCACCACUCUCCGUGAGAUUUCCAUUCUGCGAAUGCUCUCUCGCGAUCCCCAUGUCGUUAGGUUACUGAAUGUAAAUCAAGGUCUCAACAAGGAAGGCAAGACAGUGCUCUACUUGGUAUUCGAGUAUAUGGACACCGAUCUCAAGAAAUAUAUCCGUUCUUUCCGUCAAACUGGAGAGAACAUUCCACCUCAAACCGUCAAAGUAAAAUCCUUUUCAAUUUUUCAGAUCUCUCUGUAUAUAUUCAAUAUUCGCUUUCUUAAACCAAUGUUGUUACAGAGCUUGAUGUACCAACUUUGCAAGGGCGUUGCUUUCUGCCACGGUCAUGGAAUCUUGCACAGGGACUUGAAGCCUCACAAUCUCUUGAUGGACCGAAAAACAAUGAUGCUUAAAAUAGCAGAUCUUGGACUCGCUCGAGCAUUCACUGUACCUAUUAAGAAAUACACGCAUGAGAUACUAACACUUUGGUAUAGAGCCCCUGAAGUCCUCUUGGGAGCUACCCAUUACUCAAUGGCUGUCGACAUGUGGUCCGUUGCCUGCAUAUUUGCCGAACUUGUCACUAAACAAGCACUCUUUCCUGGUGAUUCAGAGCUGCAACAACUCCUUCAUAUAUUCAGGCUAUUGGGCACUCCUAAAGAAGAGAUGUGGCCAGGCGUGAGUAAACUAAUGAACUGGCAUGAAUACCCCCAAUGGAACCCUCAAAAUCUGUCAACGGCUGCUCCAAAUUUUGGUGAGCUUGGCCUGGAUCUGCUAUCUCAAAUGUUGAAGUAUGAACCUUCCAAGAGGAUUUCUGCAAAGAAAGCAAUGGAACAUCCUUACUUUGAUGAUCUGGACAAAAGGCACCUUUAGAAAGAACAAAUUGAACCAAGAUUUGGACGUACAAGUUUAUGACUACCAAUUUGCUUUAUGCUUUUCUCGAGCGUUUGUUGUAAUGUUUUAGGGCGAUUAACUUUCUGCCGUUAUAUUUUUCAUAUUCAAGGAGUUAUGGAGUGAUUGCACUUUGGGAUUUAUUUCAUAGUCUCUAAAAUAAAUCACUUCUAUGUUUACAUGUCAUUCUAAUGAAAAUAUCAAGUUCUUUACCUGUCA